Molecule: messenger RNA, 1926 nt
Organism: Olea europaea var. sylvestris
Lineage: Eukaryota; Viridiplantae; Streptophyta; Magnoliopsida; Lamiales; Oleaceae
Product: aluminum-activated malate transporter 10-like
Exons: 6
Coding region: 284-1726 (480 amino acids)
Biological process (GO): malate transport
Cellular component (GO): plant-type vacuole membrane
Source: RefSeq, a predicted model, not a curated record
CUUUCUUUUCUGUACGAUACUUAGAUCCUCCAAACCGUACAAUUAUUUUGUGAAAUCCAAGCAACCUUAGACAGCCAUAUAUAUAUGUGGGCUUGACUAAAAACCAAUCAUAUACAACAACCUAGCCAAAGACACAAACUUUGAUUGUGAAAGCUGAAUUCUGCAGUAGACAACACAUCAACUAAAUUCAGCUGUUCCUUCAUAACCUACCUAAUAUAUAUAAUCCUAGUACUUACCAUUUCACCUAGACAAGGUUGUUCUCGAGUUCUUUGAUAUAAUAAAGAUGGUUAAGGAAAGUAAACAGUCUGGAGGAUUGGAAUGGAGGAUUAAUGUCCCGAAUGAAACUGCUGCUAAAGUUUUAGUGUCUGAGUCAAAGUCUCAAAUACGAGUUUGCAAUGGAUUACGAGGUUUAAUAGUGGGGUUCAUGUCAAGAAUUUGGAAGUUUUUACAAAAGGCUUGGAGUUUAGCAGUUAGAGAGCCUAAGAAAGCUAUUCAUGGAGUUAAAGUAGGGGUGGCUCUUUCUAUUGUCUCACUCUUCUAUUACAUGCGGCCUUUGUAUGAUGGAGUCGGAGGGAAUGCUAUGUGGGCUGUUAUGACUGUUGUCGUGGUAUUCGAAUACACUGUGGGUGCUACACUCUGCAAAUGUGUGAAUAGGGCUAUUGGAACUUUCUUGGCCGGAGCACUAGGACUCGGAGUUCACUGGAUUGCAAAUCAGUCGGGAGAAAAAUUCAAACCCAUUAUUAUUGAAGUCUCGGUUUUCCUCUUAGCUGCUGCAGCAACCUUCUCUCGAUUCAUUCCAACGAUAAAAGCGCGAUUUGACUAUGGUGCCAUGAUCUUCAUCCUCACAUUUAGCCUUGUGUCAGUAUCAGGCUAUCGUGUGGAUGAAUUGUUCGAAUUGGCUCAUGAUAGAUUAUCCACAAUUGCCAUAGGGACCUCCCUUUGCAUCCUUACAACCAUGAUUUUCUGUCCUGUAUGGGCAGGAAAUGAACUUCACUAUCUUAUCACAAACAACAUGGAAAAAAUUGCUGAUUCCUUAAAUGGAUGUGUCGUAGAAUACUUCGGAAUCAAUGAAAAUGUAAAUAGCAAGGAUGAAGCUUCAGACAAAGUAUCACAGGGUUACAAAUGUGUGCUUAAUUCAAAGGCUACAGAAGAAGCCAUGGCUAAUUUUGCUAGGUGGGAGCCUGCACAUGGACGCUUUAACUUUCGACAUCCAUGGAAUGAGUACCUAAAAGUCGGGGCGUUACUGCGUAAAUGUGCUUACUGCAUUGAGACUCUUAAUGUCAGCACAAACUCAGACACAGAGGCACCUGUUAUCUUAAAGAAGCAUUUCAGCAAGUAUUGCAUAGGACUAAGCUCUAGUUCCUCGGACGUGUUAAAAGAAAUGGCGGUUAUUAUGAAUACAAUGACAAAAUCGACAAAGAUUGAUCUCAUGGUAAACGAGAUGAACGAUGCAGUACAAGAACUGCAAGGCGUGCUUAAGUCCUUAUCGAAACAACCAAUUAUUAGAGACUCUAAAAAUGGCACAGGAGGGGGAAAUAAAAGUAGUACUACCAUGGUACGUGUCAUGGAGAUAGUUCCAAUAGUUUCCAUUUCUACAUUGCUGAUAGAAAUUGCUGCAAGAAUAGAAAAGGGCGUAGAAGCCAUAAAUGAACUUGCCAACAAAGCGGAAUUUGAAGAAGGUACGAAGAAGUCGAAACAAAGCGAAAACCAACAGAAUUCAAGUUAGUUGUCUGUGAUCGUUUUUUAGCUUUGUAACUUCAGAUACAGUACAGUACAGAAGAUAAUCUAAUUCUGAAGAUACUAGGAGAAAUUUGAGCUAAUUAUAUGUGGAUCGUACUAAUUAGCAUCAAGAUAACCGCAGGGAUGGGAGAACAUUGUUCAUUAGAAGUCAGAAUUGUUCCAACUUUUGAUGUGGGAUACACACCA